AUGCCUCAAAGUUAUGAUUACGAUGAAGGCAGUGAAACAUGGCCGUUUUUCAUGUUAACUUUGUUGCUAACUGUUUUAAUUCCAAUGACAUUAAUGCAAAUUUGGAAAUUAACUGGUAAAACUGAAACUGAGGAUGAAAAAGUUUUAAAGGUUAACAAUUCAAAAUCAGUAAUGAAUAAAUUGGAUGACAAAUAUACCGAUAGUAGUAUUGUUACCUUUAGAGAUAAAUAUAAUAACUCAAUUAAUAAUGUUUUUAGCGCAAAGAAUGGUCUUAUUAUUGUUGGUUGGAUUUGUGUUUCAGUCUUGAUUCAAAUUAUUAAUAGUAAUGAAUCUAUUGCAAAAUCGGCAAUGGGUACCUUUGACCCAUAUGAAAUAUUGGGUGUCACUGUAAGCUCGACUGAAAAAGAGAUCAAAAAGGCUUAUAGAAACUUGUCUUUGAAAUUCCAUCCAGAUAAGUUAGAUAGAAAUUUAUCGGAAAAGGAAAGAUUGUCAAUGGAAGAAAUAUUCGUUCAAAUUUCCAAGGCUUAUGAAGCAUUAACUAAUCCUGCUACAAAAGAAAACUAUUUAUUGUAUGGUCACCCAGAUGGUCCACAAUCUCAAAUUCAUGGUAUUGCUUUACCAAGUUUCCUAGUCAAUGGUUCUUUAAUGGCCAAGAUUGUUAUUUUUGCAUAUGUUUCAUUAUUAAGUAUUGGUCUACCAUAUUUAGUUAGAAACUGGUGGGUGAAAACCAGAUCUUACACCAAAAAUAAUAUCCACGUUGAAACAGCAUCAUACUUUGUUGACAGAAUGAUCAACUAUAAGCCAUCUGAAAUUUUAACAGUUAAGUUAAUUGUUAGUUGGUUAUCGCAUUCUAAAGAAUUCAGAAUAUAUUAUCCAACUUUAACUGCUGCUGAUUUUGAAAGAUUACUUCUAGCUCAUAUUAACAGAGAAAAGGUUGACAAAUCAGAAAGAGAUAUUCAAUAUAGAAUUGUCGCUAAAUGUCAUACAUUAAUUAAUGGUUUGGUUGCUAUCGCUUGUGGUUUUAGAAAUAUGGAUAUUGCCUCUGCUGCUUUGGAUACAUUCAAGUGCAUAAUGCAAGCGGUUCCAGAUUCUAAAUACUCUGAAAUCUUACAAUUACCAAACGUCAAUAAAGAUCAUUUUAUUGAAAACUCGGAAGACAUUUUUACAGUUGGUAAAUUAUUCACACUCGAUGAUAAGAAAAUUGGCAAAGUAUUAGGUAUUAGCGACGAAGAAUUAUUAAAAGACACAUUAGCUGUUGCAUCUAAUAUUCCAUUUUUAAGACUUUUAAAGGCUGAAUUUAAAGUCCCAGGUGAGAAAAAUGUCAUAACUGGCUCUAUCCCUUAUAUAUCUUUGAAAAUACUUGUUCACUCUGCUAGACAAAAAGUAAUUUCUGAAAAGAAAUUCCCAGAAAAAUAUUUAGAAGACGACGAAGAUUUUGAAACUAUAAAGGAUCCAUAUUCUAAUCUUCAAACGAUACCUUUAACUACUUACUCUUUCUCACCAUAUUUCCCAGCCAAAAGAAGAAGCGAUUGGGUUUGUUUGAUAGGUUUACAAAAAGACAAUAAGAUUAUCCAGACACCAGUUACUAUUGAUAGACUAUCAUUUAAAAAUUUGAAUAAUGAGUUUGAUAAAAGAUUGAUUACUGAAAUCAAUGAUAAAAAUUUCAAUCCUGAAGAAUGGGAUAUUGCUAAGAUUAAUAUUCCAUUGGGUCAACCAGCACCAAACGAAAAGGGGACAGCAUUUUUUAAGGUAGUUAUAAAAUCUGCUGAUUAUUUUGGUCCUGAUUUGGAGUUUACGAUGAAGAUGGAUGUCAUUGAUCCACCACCAUUUGAAGAAAAAGAAGAAAUAUAUGAGGAUGAUAGUGAAGAUAAUGAAUCUGGUGAAUCAGAUGGUGAAGAAUCUGAAGAAGAGUCAGAAGAUGAUAACGAUUCUGAUUACACAGAUAUUGAUACUGAUACUGAGGAUGAGGAUGAAGAUAAUUAA
This is a messenger RNA of Tetrapisispora phaffii CBS 4417, 1983 nucleotides long. RefSeq names its product protein-transporting protein SEC63 (gene SEC63). Lineage: Eukaryota; Fungi; Ascomycota; Saccharomycetes; Saccharomycetales; Saccharomycetaceae. The record is from RefSeq and is a predicted model, not a curated record. Gene Ontology annotation, biological process: post-translational protein targeting to endoplasmic reticulum membrane; SRP-dependent cotranslational protein targeting to membrane. The transcript has a single exon. Bases 1 to 1983 code for a protein of 660 amino acids. Gene Ontology annotation, cellular component: Sec62/Sec63 complex. Gene Ontology annotation, molecular function: RNA binding; transmembrane protein transporter activity.